This is a messenger RNA of Trichomonas vaginalis G3, 249 nucleotides long. RefSeq lists its product as uncharacterized. Bases 1 to 249 code for a protein of 82 amino acids. NCBI's taxonomy places the organism in Eukaryota, Parabasalia, Trichomonadida, Trichomonadidae. The transcript has a single exon. The record is from RefSeq and is a predicted model, not a curated record.
AUGUACAAUAUCCUUAUCAGAGCAAAACAGAACAAAGCACUUCCAGCUAUUCUUGAUUCAUUCGUUGAAAAUUUCCAAAUCUUCUCAACACAACGUUUUUCAAACAAGCUGAUCGAAGCAAUACUGAGCGACAAUGUCGACGAAUUUAUCAGUGUUUGCUCAAUGCCAGAUUUUAACUUCAUCAUCGCCAGCUCCGUUUUAUCUACUCUUUGCUCCAAAGCUUCCAUGCCAGUCUCCAUCGCUCAUUGA